GAGUACAGCAUGGCCACAAGCGAGGCCAAGUAUCAAGAGGAACACCGAUUCAGCCAGAGCCGAUAGCAACGAAAAUGACGAGGAAAUGAAAAGGCGAUGAUGACGAGUACCAGCACGUGGCAAAGUUGAGGGCUUCAUCAGGCAUCUCCACGCUCCUUGUCUCCUCCAUCCUCCUCCCAAAAAUGUCGGUCUACCUGAAUCCGAACAACACCCUUGGAUUUCCUCGCCCGUUUUCCAGUCUCGUAAAACGGACACUGACCAUUACCAAUCCCAAUGCCCACCCUGUUGCCUUUAAAGUGAAAACGACGGCGCCGAGGCUGUACUGCGUGCGCCCGAAUUCUGGCAGAGUGGAACCGGGUGAAACAGUCGAGGUCGCUGUGAUGCUCCAGGCGAUGAAGGAGGAGCCCCCGUUGAACGCCAAGUGCAAAGACAAGUUCCUCAUCCAGAGCACGCUCAUCACCCCCGAAAAAGAGUCGAAAGCGUUACAUGAUAUAUGGUCCGUCCCAGAAGGCGCUACAGACGAAGCCAAGGUCUUUCAACAGAAGCUCAAAGUCGCGUAUCUGAGACGUGAGGAUGAACCUUUGGAAGAGGUCGACGAAACUCUGGCAAACCAAAGCUCUAUGAUGCAUGCAGCCGAUUCGCAACAAUACGACACUGUCCGCCAAGUCCCGAUAACAAAUGGUGCUCCCAUCCCUGAAUUCAACCAAUCGACGUCCCAGGAGCGCUCACUGACGCCACCCAAUGACUUCAGCGCCGCCCGUGAAGAAGAGCAUCACGAAGAACCUCCAUCUGAACCUGCUCCACCGCCUCCCGUGUCUGUAUUUGUCCAACCUGCUCCCGAACCCGCACCACCAGUUGAACACCCAUCGACGCUUGCACCAACGCCACCAAAUGAUGAGGUUCUGAUCAAGUACAAGGAAGCUGAGGCUGAGAUAGAGCGUCUGAGAGGUCUGCUAGCAGCGGCAGCCCCUCCGCUCGAAGUCUUGCCUGAGACCACCGAGUUGCGAAGGCGCACUCGACGACUUUCCGAUGAUAUGACAAUCGCGCCAGGCAGCGAGGUUGGUACAAUGAUUGGGGAAGACGUAGCCCUGCAACAAGACGGAGUUCCAUUACAAGUCGUGGUCAUCAUUGCACUCGGAGUGUUUAUCACGACGUAUCUCUUCUUCUGAUAUUCCAUGAUCAUAAUGUCGUUUUCUUCUGUGUGGGUCUGGAUGGUUUUUAUAAGCAGAUACUUGGCUGCUGGGUGUAGAGCUAUUCAGACCCGCGACUGGUGGCUCGUCUCGAUACAUAUAUAUAUCCCUUUCCUAUUUUACGGUCAUAGUGACCAUCGUCUUAGGUGCAUUAGCCUGUUGACUCAACUGUUACACUUCUUGUACAUAGGUAUCGUGGAAUGAGGGUAUGCAUCUUUAUUGCGGCCGUUGUGU
Molecule: messenger RNA, 1424 nt
Organism: Desarmillaria tabescens
Lineage: Eukaryota; Fungi; Basidiomycota; Agaricomycetes; Agaricales; Physalacriaceae
Product: PapD-like protein
Exons: 6
Coding region: 183-1169 (328 amino acids)
Biological process (GO): endoplasmic reticulum membrane organization
Cellular component (GO): endoplasmic reticulum membrane; plasma membrane
Molecular function (GO): FFAT motif binding
Source: RefSeq, a predicted model, not a curated record